This is a messenger RNA of Cylindrotheca closterium, 1275 nucleotides long. The record is from the annotation of a GenBank genome assembly. NCBI's taxonomy places the organism in Eukaryota, Bacillariophyta, Bacillariophyceae, Bacillariales, Bacillariaceae.
AUGGUCAAUCGACAACUGUCCUCGUCCUCCAAAGCCAAUACCACCUUGAACAAGGAUCAAUUUACAAUGAGCAGGCUUUGGAAGGAAUCCACUGAAAAAAUGUUAAAACAGGAAAUCUUCCCGAUAGGAUCCUUAGAUUCGUUGCGAUGGCAAAUGGCCGAAACCAUGGUUCUCCACUGGGCCGAUCCAAACGAACAAGGCCGAGGAGGUGGCAUUCAAAAAUGUUUGGAGUUACUGGAUCGUCUAAAUGCCGAAGUUGUUUACAGUUGCGACCAUACGGACGAGGAAGCCAAGCUUACCAUGGAUAUUUAUAUUUUACAUGCAGUUCUCAAAACCUGGAACCGGCUGUUCAAGGGUGGAAAAAUUCGAGUCUUACCAUCAGAGAUGCUGCAAAGAAUAGACGGAUACACAUCAAGAGUUCCUUGGUUGGAACCCAAUAUUGCAACAUACACCAUGAUUCUGGAUGCGGCAUCGCGUUGUCCUGAUCCGAAAGAACGCAUUGACUUUUCGGAAUCAUUGCUCUUGCGAUUGAUCAAGGAAGCUUCUGCUAGCAGGGAUUCUAGGGUACGACCGACUGUCGUCACUUUCUCCACCGUGAUCAAUGCCUAUGCUCGAAGUGGCAACCAGGAAGCCGCAGAACGGGCAGAGAAACUCCUCAAACUCUCGCAAUCUAUGUAUGAGGAACACGGUUGGACUGAUGCGGAACCUAAUGCGGUGGUGUAUACUUCCGUUGUGAAUGCAUGGGCUCGAGCUGGGAAUCCCAACCGGGCCCAGCAGAUCCUGAAGGAAAUGUACGAGGAUUCCAUGUUGAACGGAAAAGCUCAGAUGCGACCGAACCUGUGGACCUUCAAUACCGUCCUUUCCGCUUGGUCGAAGAGUUCAGAGAAGAACGCCGUCGAGUCGAUGGAGAAGCUUCUUGGCACCAUGAAAGAUCUCUUUGAGCAGGGCAUCUUGGAAACCCGACCCGACACGGUCAGCUAUAAUUGUUUGCUUCACGCUUUGGCCCGACGACGUAGGAGCAUUCCAGAUGCUCCUGUCAUGGCAGAGUCGCUCGUGUCUGAAAUGUUGCAGCUUUCCAAGGAGUUUGAAGAUCGAUCCAUAGCCCCGAAUGAGAUAUCGUAUACCGCUCUCUUCAAGAUCCUCAAUUCGACAAAGUCUGUGGACUUGUCCAAAAGAGCAGAGUACUGGGUGAAACAAAUGAACAGCAAGGUGCUAGGAGAUGGAUUUGUACAAGAUCAAUUGAAGCAAAUGGGAUGGAAAGGAACUACGAAGUGA